Cladocopium goreaui is the source of this 3249-nucleotide messenger RNA. The record is from the annotation of a GenBank genome assembly. Lineage: Eukaryota; Dinophyceae; Suessiales; Symbiodiniaceae.
AUGGGCUUCGGUUGGAAGAUGGUCGACAUGUACCGCUCCCUGACAAGCACCAAUCGGGGCCUUGCCACUCUUCCGGAACCACUGCCAGAUGCAAUGACCUCAUUUCGUGAGAUGCCAGAUGAGUCUGACUCCCUGAUGUUUGCAGAUAUCCAAUCGAUUUACAAUUAUCUUCGCCGAAACCGGCACAUGAAGAUUCCCCAGCAUUGGAAGGAACUUGAGAUCCAGGAUCUCAAGAUCACCAGUGAGAAUGUGCCCAGCAUCGAGUCCAUGGAAACGUUGCAGGCCACGGAAACUCAACUUGCUGAAGCUCACCAUGGGUCUGAUGCAAAUGGUGACUUGGUGAGCCCUGGACCGGGGACACCCGAGAUGUGUCCCCACACACCCCAAGUGGAUGGCAAUACUACUCCUACAGCAGUGACACCAGUUCAACCCGAUGUGGUCAGCCCGGUGAAGACGCAGAACCCUACAAGCCCAGCAGAAUCCAAACCUGCCAAGGAUGAAGCAAAGCCUGAGACUCCUAGACCUCCAGCUACCCCUCAAUGCGCCGAUGGUGGCGAUUUGUCUGUUGGACCCAAGACCGUCAAGACCCGCAAGGAGAGGUUGGAGGAAGCUGCAAAGUCCCAGGUGCGUCACAUGUGCACACUCAAGAAAAAGAAGGUGGCUUUGAAUCUGCCCGCGUGGGUGGUUGAAGAGUACCAGAAGCGUCCCAAAGUUGAAAUGGCGAGGUUGCUGAUGAAUUGCAAUUUCGACAAGGCCAGGCAACGGAUCAACGGAGCAAAGAAAGCCUGCGAGGCCAAGAAAGAAACGCACCUCAGGCGCAACCAGUACGAUGACGUUGAAGAGUUCUAUGUUGAUAUCCGUGAAAAAGGCCAACGUAAGGAGAAGGAGGUACAUGAGGAAACCAGAAGAAGCAAGGAACAGCUUCAGGAGGCUGACAAGCCCGCCUUGUCUGCAGAUGCUUUCAAAGGCUUGGACCGCCUGAAGGACCGAGAGGCAGCUGACAAAGCGACCUCUACCCCUGGUGCUAAUCCUGCCAACCAAGCAUUGGAGAUGAAGAGACGGCUUCAGAAAUUCAUGGACUCCAUGGUGCAGAAGUCUGGCAAGUGCCGAGCUCUCAUCCGAGACAUUCGAGAUGAGUAUAGCAAGAGUGAUCUGUUGAGAAGGGAAGCCGACAAGUUGGAAGGCAAGCUUGUUGAUCUGGACAAGCAGCACGAAAGCUGUAACAAUGUGAUGGCCAAGGGAGAGGUCAGUGGAUAUCCACCGGAGUGUUCUGCUGCCUGCGCCCAAGAAGCGAAUGUGAAGAAAUAUGAAAAGAAGGACACUGAAGAGAAAAAGCCCAAAAAGGACAAGGAGUCCAAGGUGAAGGAUUCUAAGGUGAAGGAUCCUAAGGGCAGAAAGGACAAGAAGGGCAAGAAGGAUGAGGAGGCUGAGGCUGAGGAUGACCAGCCAAAGCCAAAGCGAGUGCCGGCAAUGCUCUCAAAGCCUUUGUUCGAGACAUUGGUGAAGGCCUCCAGCUGCGCAUCGGCUAUCAGAGCCGCCAAAGGCGUGGUUGAGGACAUAGGGGAAUCAUGCGCUGCAAAAAGCAAAGGACUUGUUGACUUGAGCAAAUGCUCAGUGUCGCAUAGCGAAAGAGAUAUGGAUGUGGUCACUCGGAAGUUCAACCUCAGGCUUCCAGUGCCCAUUACCCACUUAGACAAGAUCCCUGGAAUGCGGUACACUGGUAGCUUCGAUGCCAUCUCUUUGCAAGAUUGGUGCAAGUUUUUGAUCAACUACAAUGUUUGGCACGUGAUGUGCGGUCUCAGGAAAGCAGAUCGAAACCGUGAAUGUAUGAUUUUGAGUGAGUUUUGGAAGAGGUACAAAGUUGCCAAUCCAAACAGUGGGCUUUGGGCUGAGUUCCAACAAUACAAUGUUGACGUUUCUCGUUGCUGCCCCUUGGUGCUGCACGGCGAUGAAGGUCGUGGAAGGAAGAAAGCCCCAUUUCUGAUCACAGCGUAUCAUAGUGUUAUCGGGUUUGGAACAGCUGCUGCAAAUGCGAGUCGCACUCACAGAGCCUACCUUCGCAUGCGCUUGAACUACAGUGAGAACAGCAACAUCCACAGAAUGUUGACAUGUGUGCUCCCGAAGAUGAACAAGGAUGACCUAGCAUUGAAGGCGAUUCUGAAUUUCAUCACCAACGACUCUUUGCAUGUACUCCGGCAUGGUGUGGAGAGCGAACAUGGAGAUCGAUACUUCAUGGCUGUUCUCAACGUGACGGGAGAUUGGGCAUGGCUUGCAAAAUGUGGAAAUCUGGCAAGGUCAUAUUCAAAUGUGGAGAAGAGGCCGCGUGGCGUCUCUUCGGUGCCGCGAGGGGUGUGCCAUUGGUGCAAAGCUGGGCAACUCAAUGUCCCAUUUGAGGACUUCAGACGGAGACCUCUUUGGAAGAGCACUUGCUUCGAGGCAGGUGACAAUCCUUUCACAUCGGUGCCAACCCUCUUGCAACUUCCACACGAUCCUAACAGACCUGCUUCGUUCUUCAUUUACGAUUUCUGGCAUUCAUUUCACUUGGGCCUUGGCAAAACAUGGCUUGCAUCAGUUUUGGCUUUGAUUUCAGAUCGCAUGGGUUCCAGCAACAUCGAAGGGAGAUUUGCAGAAUUGACAGAUCUGUACUUGCAAUGGUGUGACGAGCAACAUGAAACUCCAUACCUGACGGCCAUCAGCAAGGAAACGAUUGGAUGGAUAGAUCGCCAAAAGUAUCCCAAUGGCUUUUGGUCCAAAGGCCAUAUCACUGUGGCCUUGUUGAGAUUUGUGGGACACUGGCUGAGGACGCAUUCAAAUGAAAUUGCUGAUUGUCCAAUGUUAUCACAAUGCGGCUUGGCGACGGAACAAAUCAACGAAGCCAUCUCUUCCAUGUACCGACAGGAUGUUUGGAUGAAGAGAGAUGUUGCAAAUGACAUUGGCAACAAGGGACUUUCCUUUGUGGAGACCUACGGUCGUUUGGCGCGAUAUGCCUUUGACAAUUCAAAGGCUUUGUGGGCUCUGAUGCCGAAGGGGCAUGUCGUCCAUCACCUAUUCAGUGACCUCUUUGAAGCUGCUGACGAAUGGGUGAUUAACCCACUGGUAUUCGCCGUGCAAAUAUCAGAAGAUUUUGUGGGCAAAAAAUCGCGUCUAGCCCGUCGAGUUCAUGCGACGCAAGUCAUCAGACGGGUUUUGGAGCGAUCGUUGGUAUCAUCCCAUCAACACUGGACGGAUGCAGGAUUUUUUCAGGGAUGA